Molecule: messenger RNA, 1361 nt
Organism: Drosophila ficusphila
Lineage: Eukaryota; Metazoa; Arthropoda; Insecta; Diptera; Drosophilidae
Exons: 4
Coding region: 440-1018 (192 amino acids)
Source: RefSeq, a predicted model, not a curated record
GAACAGAACUGAACCGAACAGAACUGAAAUUGCACGGACCAAGUUAAUAUCGACGGACAACGGCGGAGUGUAAUUGCGAAUGUCCGUGCCCCGUUUCCGAUUCCGAUUCCGAAUCCGUUGCACGUUUCCGUGAUGGAAUAUGUACAUGUGAAAAGAGGCGAAAACAAAAAUAUCGCCGGCGCGUCAUUCGUUAUGCAAUUCCCGCGCAAAUAACAAUACUCAACAAAAGUCAAAUAAAUUGAACAAAUAAAACCAAAACUUUUGGUGGAUGCAGCACGUAAACUUUGACAACAACGAGAAUCCAAGCAGACGCUUUAAAAGACCACAGCGAAUUCAUUAGCCAGCCUAUAUUGAUAAGGCCUUAAAGUUUUCAUUUUAAGUGUGUCACAGUUGACUGAGCAAAAAAAAACUCUACAGAAAGUAAUUAUAUAAAUCAAAGAUGUUGCUUAUGCAGUUGCUUUGUCUAAGCUUAUCACUGAAUCUUUCGCAUUUUGGAACUAUAACUAGAGGGAAAUCACUUUGGGAUAUACGAAAAGAUCGAAAGAAAUCAAUGACGUCUUCAUUUGACGUAAAAAAGUGCCCCAAUAUAAAGACCAUGGAUAAUGUGAACAAGACACAAUUAUUAGGAAUUUGGUUUGCCUAUAUUACAACUCCUUUGGAUAUACCAACUUACCAGCGUCGUUGUAUCUCUCACAAUGUUGAAAAUGAUAAUUUUUUCAAGAAAAAUAUCUUAUAUACUGACUAUAAAAUGAUUUGUAUCACCUAUUCUUGCAAAUAUGACGCCAAAACUAUGUUGCACCGUAUUAAGCUGCGCAUUUUAACCCGCACUCGAACUCCUUUGGAAGAGCCACUAAACAAGGCGCUUAUAUUCCUGGAACAGAUUAAUUUUCCCUCGGACAAACUAGAGUUUCUCAAGGCGGAUGCCUUUUGCUUCGAGUGGUACCUCUUGAAGUACCACCAUAAACGGCGACCGGGAAGAUAUAAUGUUCCCACCAACAUAGUUUGGGAUCGUGUUUGAUGCUGAUGCUGAUGCUGAUGCUGAUGAAGAUGGAGAUGGAGAUGUAGACGGAGAUGGCGAUGACAGCACGAAUUAAUUGCAUAACUAUCGUCAAUUAUUACAACAUAAUCAAAGGCGGGGGAGCUGCAGCGAUGGCGAGGAAAUCGUAUAACUUAAUUAAUUAGGGCCGGCCCAGCCGAAAUCAAUUACCAACGACAGUUUCAGUCGACUGAUUGCGACUGGUCCUUCAAGGAACCCAAUUGUGCUGAUUCCCGUGUCCUUGUUCCCGAAACACAAAUACAUGUGCACUUGAAAAAAUAACUGCAAAUAAGUUAAUAAAUAUAUGUAUAUCUAUGGAAUUAAA